AUGACCAGUGGGAAUAAGGAUUUCCGUGACCAGCUGGGCAAGUUCCGCUUGGAUUCGAUCAAUAAUUAUACCCCGUCACCUACUUGGCCAGCGCAACCCUUGUACCCGUCGCAUGAACCGAUCGACGCGUCCAGCCCCUCUCGCAGCAAACGAGUGUCGACCGCAUGUGACUUCUGUCGCAAGAGAAAGAAAAAAUGUGACUUUCGAUACCCCAAUUGCUCUGCCUGUACUCGCGCCGGAGUCCGAUGUACUAUCCCACCGCCCGGUCCCCAAGUCGCUAGCGCCUCCGUUCCCCGCGAUCAAUUGGAGAAUUUACAAAAACGAGUACGAUGGCUGGAGGAGGUUGUGCGCCGCAAGUCUGGUCUUUCAGUGGCGGAAUUGCCAACAGGGACCCCAGUCGACGGCGAGGGAGAUCCGGAUUGGUGGUACCAGGUCCCUGCGAUGAUUGCGACCGGAGGCAAUCGUCCUGUGAACUCAGUACCGAGUCCGACUGGUAGCGGUCACUCAUCUGUGACUGCGGGGCCCUCAGAGGCGUCGACCGGAGUAGGUACUGAGCUCCCAAAUGUCGGGGAGAUCUUUCGCGACCAGUUGGAGCAUCGCCGGCCGUCGGUAGCACGACCCUCGGCUGCGCCGCGGGUCAUGCGCUUGUCAUCGCUGGAGGAAGCCGAGCGGUUAGCUGGACAAUAUUUUGACAGCAUGGGUUACCAAUACCCAUUCAUGUCCCGCCCGGAGUUCAUGGGUCAUCUACGCCAUAUCUAUACUGGAGGUGUCCCAUCGCCGGAGACCCAUAAUUCAUAUCAUAUUAUCAUGGCCAUAUCGCUUCUGAUUGGAUCGGCAGACCACACAAAAGCAGCUGAAUUCUACCAUGCCAGUCAGGAGACUCUCCCAUUGGCAUUGCAGAAUGAAGACUUGCCUGCUGUGAGGGCAUUGCUAGGGCUGGCUCUAUAUACCAUGUUUGCAACUGCCGGGCCAAGUAUAUGGCAUGUGCUGGGCGCGACAAUGAGGCUGGCGACCAGCAUUGGUCUACAUAAAAUAAGGUCAUAUCCUAGCGUCGCGGAGGAAGAGAUGGCAAAACGCGCCUUCUGGAGUCUUUACAACCUGGAUCGUCUAAUUGCGAGCACGUUGGGCCGACCAUUGGGCAUCGCCGACGACGACAUCAGCGUGAGCCUCCUGCGUGAAUUGAACGACGAUGGGAUCGAAGCACCUGGUGCGAGUGGGAUGACCAUUCCGCUACAGGUGAUUCGUCUACGACGAAUAUUUUCGCGUAUCUACCAAUAUCUUUACAGUAGUCUACCGCGACCAUCCCCUCAGGAAGUGGUCGUCACUCUCGGUCAAUUCCGCCGAGAGGUCGAUGAGUGGCGCAUGUCGGCUCCAGUCUAUCCGUCCGCGCUUCUCUACUCCACCUCGUAUUAUGACUAUCUUUACUAUACAACGUUACUUUUGAUGUACCGCCCAAGUCCCCGUAACCCGACACCGGACGUGACUAGUAUCGUCAGCUGUGGCGACUCCAGCAUCCAAGUCAUUCGAUCAUACUGGGACAGUUACUCAAUUGGCAAGCUGAAAUGGAUUUGGUUGACGCUGAGUCAAUUGUACUUUGCAGGAAUUACCAUUUUGUGGUGCCUAGAGCAGAAUGCUCGUUCGUUACGCGAGUCUCAGCCCGCCCCCUGGCAUCCCGAGGAACAAACAAUGCGCCGUGGAAUUCAAGCGGUUGUCGUGCUCCUUGAGGAGUUUGGAAAGCGUCGACCUGGGGUAGACCGGUUGGCGGAGACAUUCCGACACCAGAGUACGAUGGUCUUCAGCCAAAUGGCUUAUCAACAACAACAACUCGAACAGCAGCAUCAUCAUCAUCCACAAUACCAAUCACAGCCACCCCCUCCACCUACACUUAUACCCCCUCAACCCUUAAUGUCCUUGGCUGCACCACCCCCACCUCCGGUUCCCAUGGCUCCCAUUCUGGACGACGUUUUACUCGUGGACAACAGCGGGGCAAUCCCGAUGAUCGAUCCACAGAUGGCAGAUCAGCUCUUCUACUCGUACAAUUGGUUCCAAGAGGAAAUGGCAUCAUACUAUACCCUUUGA
Molecule: messenger RNA, 2079 nt
Organism: Penicillium soppii
Lineage: Eukaryota; Fungi; Ascomycota; Eurotiomycetes; Eurotiales; Aspergillaceae
Product: putative C6 transcription factor
Exons: 2
Coding region: 1-2079 (692 amino acids)
Biological process (GO): positive regulation of transcription by RNA polymerase II; DNA-templated transcription
Molecular function (GO): sequence-specific DNA binding; zinc ion binding; DNA-binding transcription factor activity, RNA polymerase II-specific
Source: RefSeq, a predicted model, not a curated record